UAUAUACAUACUUAUCUAUAUAACGGUGUAGUUCGUACUUAAUAUAAACCUUGGAUUUAGUAUAGCCUGAUCGUUAACAGCUGAUCGUCGUGUUUACAUAGCGGCAAACUGAACAAACUUAAAACUAGUUUGGAAUUGGAUAUGAGCUAAGCGAAUUGUUUUUGUUAUUACCUUUUAAUACUUGUUGUGGUUGUGAGGUAUAAACAAUGGGCAGUGUUACAAGUAAGCUUUUGAGUUGGUGUCCUCGAUGCGGCUUGACCAGUUCGGAUUCUUACGACUUGAAGGAAUUGCCACGACCGCCCCAAAAUGGCAAUGACGUCAUCGAUGGAACGAGACAGGGUGUACUGGCGGUACAAGGAAUCGACUUCUGCAAUGACACGAAUGGAGAAAGUCAUUAUACGAGUAAAUUCAAUCUCAUGACAAGAAGUGUCGACAAGUGUUUGGUGGUGAGAAGAGGGCAGCCGUUUAAACUCGACCUGCUUCUCAAUAGACCGUACGAUGCCACUAGAGACGCCGUCUCCUUUAUAUUCUACGUCGCAGAUGUGGAAAAGCGUGGGCCGUCCGACGACGCGUCAGCAGCCGUGCCGCUAUUAGAAAAGGGAUCGGAAUCGCCUCGAGGAUGGAAUGCUGUGUACGAGGGUCAGAUGGACUCCCACCUGAUGGUGGCGGUCACGCCCGCCUCCAACUGCAUCGUGGGCACCUGGCGCCUCGACAUAGACACAAAGUUGAAGUCCAGUUCGAGCUCUCUAAGCUACACACAUCCGCAACAAAUAUACAUUUUAUUCAAUCCCUGGUGUCCGAACGACAGUGUUUAUUUGCGAGACCAAAGAGAACGCGAGGAAUAUGUGUUAGAAGAUGGAGGUUUGAUGUUCAGAGGAGUCUACAACCGAAUCAAGCCGAUGGCUUGGAAUUACGCACAGUACGAGAAAGAUAUUCUUGAAUGUGCGCUUUAUCUAGUCAGAGACGUUGGGAAGGCGAAAAUUCGCUCAAGGUCUAACCCGAUCGAGACAGCGCGAAUUCUGUCUGCGGUAUGUAAUGCUCAGGAUGACUAUGGAGUUUUAUUGGGUAACUGGGCCAAAGACUUGAGCGACUAUAGCGGAGGUACCCACCCACUGAAAUGGGUUGGUUCUUUGGCGAUACUGCAGAAGUAUUACGAGAAGAAGAAGCCUGUUAAAUAUGCCCAAUGUUGGGUUUACGCCGGUGUUCUUACUACAGUUUGCAGAGCACUGGGCAUUCCCUGCAGGCCAGUGACAGGGUAUGACGCAGCUCACGACAGUCAGGGCAGCCUGACUAUCGACGUCAUCAUGAACGAUGACGGGACUAUCGACGAAGACUACACUCGGGACUCUGUAUGGAAUUACCAUGUUUGGAACGAGGUAUGGAUGGAGCGUCCAGACAUUGGGCCGGAGUAUGACGGGUGGCAGGCCAUAGACUCGACUCCUCAGGAGACGUCAGACAAUAUCUACCGCUGCGGCCCAGCCUCCCUGAGGGCGGUGCGGGAAGGUGAACUGCAGCGGCCAUACGACGCCGGUUAUGUCUACGCUCAGGUCAACGCUGAUAAGGUCCUAUGGAAGUUCACUGGAGUAAUUCAACCACUAAAACUGUUAGGACGUGAUACCACUUCAAUUGGAAGAAUGAUUUCUACAAAAACUAUCGGGAGAAUGGAACGAGAGGAUAUUACAGACUUAUAUAAAUAUCCAGAAAGUACGAAGGAAGAACGCAUGACGAUGGAAAAAGCUUUGCAUAGAUCGGAGCACAUAUUUGCGCGGUACUAUCUAAAUGAAGUAUUCAAUGAUGUCGUGUUUGACUUCGAACUGAAGGAUAAUAUCAAGAUUGGACAAGAUUUCAAUGUUAUUCUCCACGUAAAGAACAGAUCUCCAAUGUCCCCCCACAAGGUCCGGGGAGUCCUCCGAGUAGACACUGUCACGUACACCGGAAAGACAGGGGACAGCGUCAAGAGAGAGGAGUUUGAGCUGGACAUGGGACCUGAGUUGAAGGAGACAGUGGUCAUGCCUGUCACCUUUGAUGAGUACUACAAGAGACUUGUCGAUCAGGCAUCCUUCAACAUAGCUUGUCUGGCCACAGUGGUGGACACGAAGUUCGACUACUUCGCCCAAGACGACUUCCGAGUGAGGAACCCUGACAUCAAGAUUACUAUCGACGGGACCCCACGAUCUCGUGAGGAAUGCAAUGUCACUGUAAAGGUGGAGAAUCCUCUGCCAAUACCACUGAAGAACGGCAAGUUCUACAUCCAGGGGGCUGGACUCGAGAAACAGUUGAAGAUCGAGUUGAGUGAGAACGUGCCUCCAGGCGAGCUAGCGACAGCUUCAUUCAAGCUAACACCCCCGUGGGCUGGUCGUCACCAGAUCACCGCCAAGUUCUCGUCCAAAGAGCUGCGUGACGUCGACGGCUUCCUCUCCUUCAUGGUCGCUACCCCACCAGACUUCAACGGGAUCCCACCCAUAGAUUCCAAUGAGAGUUAUCAGAUCUAAAACUAAAAUGUUGAAAAGACAUAGGGUUGUACUAAUAAAUUAACCUCAGCUUCGAGACUGCUCUCAAGAUCGUGUCAAUGUGACAGUUCUCAUAUAAAAACAGGGACUUGAGCAUGGUCUUGAGGGCAGUCUCAGUUGAGAUUAGUUUAUUAAUACGAGUAUCACCCCUAGAAAUAGAGACAGACGGAUAAAGUAUAAUAAUACCUACUAAGAAAAGUACAAUGGGUAUGUAAAACGAAGUCAAGCGCCUGAUGAUUUUGCGUUUCGAACGUUAUUUUUUUCAAAAAUGUUCUUGUAUGUACCGGUCGUGUGGAUAUGGGAAAAAUUAAAAUCUAUUAAAUGCUGCCAAAUUGAAAUUGGGAUUUGCGUAUAGGUUGUAACCUAUUAGUAGCCGUGGUUGCCCAGUUGGUACAACGCUUGCCUCUCAAUUUGAGUUCGCAGGUUCGAAUCCCAGCAUAGGCCUAAACCAAUGAUUUUCGAAUUUGUUUUCGAAUUCAUGUUUGGAUGAUUUGUUUUGGAAUUCAUAAAUGAUUAUCACGUGCUCAGAGGUGAAGGAAAACAUUGUGAGGAAACCCACAUACCCGAGAAAUGUAUUUGGGAGGUAUGUGACCUAACCUAUAUUGGGUUGGUUUUCCCUUCGCGGAUUGGAAGGUCAGACAGGCAGUCGCUUCUGUAAAAACCGGACCUGUCAAAUCUUCGGGUUAGGUUAGCGAAUGCGUGAAAAACGUGAUAACGCUAGGGAGAUGAUGUAAUUGUAAUGGUGGCCCUUGUAGCCAUAAUGUUGUAAUGUAAAAUAAGGACAAUAUUUACUGUUUAAGAGUAGAAUAAGCUAUUUAUAAAUAUAAUAAUGUUAACUUUAUUUAUACGGCUACUUAAACUCAGUUAAUGUUGUAACAAGAAAUGUUUUUGUCCUCAUAUUUUUGCAAGUCAAUUUUAUAGCGUAAUAUAUACCUAUCUAAGUGUGUCGUAAAGCUUUAAUUGUUAAUGUAAAUACAACAUAAUUACUUU
Pectinophora gossypiella (pink bollworm) is the source of this 3500-nucleotide messenger RNA. RefSeq names its product annulin. The record is from RefSeq and is a predicted model, not a curated record. Gene Ontology annotation, molecular function: protein-glutamine gamma-glutamyltransferase activity. The transcript is spliced from 12 exons. Gene Ontology annotation, biological process: peptide cross-linking. NCBI's taxonomy places the organism in Eukaryota, Metazoa, Arthropoda, Insecta, Lepidoptera, Gelechiidae. The coding region runs from base 207 to 2492 and encodes 761 amino acids.